UCUCUCAUUUUCUUAUUGUUGGUGCUUGUAAGAGGACGGCAGAGCUAUGGUAAAAGAAGCCGAGGCCAAGAAAGGCACCAAUAAGCAAUGCCCAAGCUCAAUAAUAGACCCUGACCCUGUGUAGAAAUUUUAAAAAUAUAUUUAUAUAUAAAUUAGGAGGAAAAUAAAUCAAACCUCAUCUGAAACUGCAUUCUCAACUAACCAAAAAGAUUAAGCUCAGGUUUUCAAAGCUGAAACCCUAGAAGUAGAAGAUGAUGGGUGAGUCUCAUGACAAUAGAUCCUGCUUCUUCAAGCUCAUCUUUAAAGGCCAUAACACUGAGCAACUGCAAAUCCCACCGAAGUUUGAGAAGUAUUUACCGAAAGAAUUGCCUGAACAAGCAAUUCUUAGAGGUUCCACCGGUGACGAGUGGCGUGUUAAAUUGUGCAAGACUGCUGAUGGGAUAUAUCUGCAAGAUGGUUGGAAGCACUACUUUGAAGAUCACUCCUUGGGGGGCAAUGAGUUCUUGCUUUUCAAGUAUAAUGGAGAAUUGUGUUUCGACGUGAUCAUUUUUGGAAAAGAUGGGUGUGAGAGAGUUUAUGGUUCUCUUAUCAGGACAAACCAUGAAACUGCCUCCUCUAGUGGUGCAGGUAGACCAAGGAAAACCUCUCUUCGUUCAAAUCUCCUCCAUGAGUCUAAGCCUAGCAAAGACACUCCAGAAAGAUCUAAGGUUUCGAAAAUGGCCGAGUCUUUUGCCUCUGAUUUUCCUUACUUCAAGAGCUGCAUGGCAAAAUACAAUGUGGAUAAGGUGUUCAUACUUAGACUACCAGCUCUCUUUGCUAGGGAACACCUUCCUCAAUGCACGACAACAAUUGUCCUACGGAAUUCAGAAGGUCGAUCUUGGAAAGUGAAAUAUGUGAGCACUGAGAAGAGUUAUGCGCUUUCUCAAGGAUGGGCAGUCUUUGUACGUGAUAACAAGCUCAAGAUUGGUGAUAUCUGCAUAUUUGAGCUUUUGGCGAAAAAGGAAAUUCGAGUCCAUAUCUUCCGGAGACCGAGAAUUGAGUUAACCUGUAAGAGAGUCUAAUCUAUCAGGUAUUGCGUCCAGGUUUUCUCACAGUAGCUCCAUGAUUCUCAAUUUUUUCGGUUGAAGUUGAUCAGAACUGUAUUCUCUCUUGAACAAGCACUGUUUUUAACAUUAUCAAAUAACAGUAUUGAUGAAUUGGACUUA
Molecule: messenger RNA, 1205 nt
Organism: Corylus avellana
Lineage: Eukaryota; Viridiplantae; Streptophyta; Magnoliopsida; Fagales; Betulaceae
Product: B3 domain-containing protein Os01g0723500
Molecular function (GO): DNA binding
Source: RefSeq, a predicted model, not a curated record